AUAAAUUCAAAUUAAAAAAACUAUUCUGCAAGAAUACUAUCAGAUCAAAUUUUUUCUCUAAUGAUAUAGUCAACAUAUGGAAUAAUCUACCGAGUGAAGCAUAUGAAUGAUGAAAUUGUUUAUACAAAAGAUUGGUUCUUCAAUUUUUAUGUUAAAUAUGUUAUUUCCUUGUUAACUGUUGUCUUUCAUUAAUAAAGCAAAAAUAAAAAUACACAUAAUGACAACAGAUUUAUCUUUAGAAAUGUUCGCAUAAUUUUUGGUUUGGAUACAAAAGACCAAGUGAAAAUGAUACUGGAAAGAUUGUUUACCGUUUAACUCCUGUCCCAAUCUAACCUAGUGGGUUCAAAAAGAAGGGAACCCGCUGGAAACAUGAGUUGAUUAAAAGAAUCAGCCUUUUUUGAAUUAAUAGUCGGUAAUUCUAAUGUGCUCCACUCAGCUAAUCAAGUUUCGUUUGCUUUUUUUAAUUACAUUUAAGCAAUAAAACACUGUAUGUACUUUUUUUUUGGCGGAUUUAAAGAUGGCGGACAUGCCUUUGAAAUAAAAAACAAUAACAAACAUUAUAUUAAUAAAAUAUUAUAUAUAUGUCUUGUUAUCAACGAAAAAACAACAGAGUUUGAAGAACUAGUGAAUAUAACUUUAAAUUUUUCAAGAAAAUGGUAAAUGCUCAAGAGUUUAAUGCCUACAAGGCUCAACAGGAACAAAUUAUUGGAGAUCUGAAACUACAAAUUGAAAAAUUAAUAACUGAUAAUAUGAAUUAAACAAAAAGAGUAGAUGAUUUAGAAAUGAAUAAAUCAAGUACCAGUCAUAUAAAUAACUAUGUAACGUGGGCAAACAUGGUAAAAAAGUCACCGGAACAAAUGCUUAUGAUAAACUCCGUUACUAGUGAGAAAAAAGAACGAGAAAGAAGAGAAAACAAUGUAGUUUUUUUCGGAAUUAAACCAUCGGAAAACGAAGAAAAGAGUAAAGAGAAAGAAGAAAAUAGACGAGCUAUAAUUAAUGUUUUUAAAAAAUUGCAAGUAACCGUUAAUGUUCAAAAUUUUAUGAAACUAAAACCAAGAAACACUAAUAAUCAAGCCCCAUUUGUUGUCAUAGUGAAAAAUAAAAGAGAAAGGAACUCUAUCUUAAAAAAAGCCAAAGAGUUACGAGUUUCGAAAGAAUACGAGAAUGUCUAUAUAAAUCUCGAUUUAACGGAAAGUGAAAGGUUUAAAUCAAAGUUUUUAAGAGAAGAAUGCAGAAAGAAAAACAAAGAGAACAUCGAAAACGAGUUCUACUAUGGAAUUCGAAAUGAAAAAGUAACAAAAAUCAAAAAGUUAGUUGUACAACUUAAAAAGAUUUCAUAUGAAAAAAGACUGAAAGCAAUGGGUUUAACAACAUUAGAGAAAAGACGAGCUAGAGGAGAUCUUAUACAACAAUACAGAUUCAAGCAAAAUAUAGACCAAAUAAAUUGGUACAAAAAUCCAAAACCGGCAUCAUCCGUGACUAGUUCAGGCCCGGCUUUUUCUGUAAGGGGCAAUAAAUACAGGCUAGAAAGAAAAUAAUUUCUUUACCAAUCGAGUUUGUAAAAAUUGGAAUUUGUUACCAAAUGAAAUCAUUGAAGCAACAUCGUUGAAUGUUUUCAAAGCGCGAAUAGAUAAACAUUUUUCAUAACUUGUGUUUUUUAAUUUGUGUGGGCUGUCUAUAACCCGAUGCUUGCAUCGCGUUCCACAAUUUAUUUUAUUUUUUAAAUAUUUAUAUUUAAACAAAUUUGUAAUUGUUACAGCAAUAAAUAUUACUACUACUAAUACUAUUACUAAUAGGCUGUUUUUUAUGUUCACUCGUUCUUUAGAAGUGGUAACCAGCUAGAAGUCGUAAUCUGCUCGUAUGAAAGGAUUUCUCGACGUGAAAUUGUUAAUUUUAUUCAACAACGCCAAGAAACAGAGCUCGCUUAAGAAACAGAAAAGAAAGAGAAAGAUGAAAAAAGAUUCUG
Messenger RNA from Hydra vulgaris (swiftwater hydra), 1966 nucleotides. The record is from RefSeq and is a predicted model, not a curated record. NCBI's taxonomy places the organism in Eukaryota, Metazoa, Cnidaria, Hydrozoa, Anthoathecata, Hydridae.